Paramecium sonneborni is the source of this 632-nucleotide messenger RNA. NCBI's taxonomy places the organism in Eukaryota, Ciliophora, Oligohymenophorea, Peniculida, Parameciidae. The record is from the annotation of a GenBank genome assembly.
UAGAAUUUUAAAUCAUAAUUAUAUGCAUAACAAAAGAAGGAAUAGGAAAAUCAUUGAAGAUGAAGAAUUAGAGAAUUAAUCUUCCAAAUUAUAUCUUUCGUAAAAUUAAAAUAACUCGUAACAAAAAAAUUGCUCUCCCAAUAAGCAAUUAUGCACUAUAUGUUUAGAAGAACUAACCUCCCCUUUAUCCUAACUUUAAUGUAAACAUCUUUUUUGUUAAAUAUGUUUUGAUUAAUUAAUGAUUGUGAUCAAAAAAUUAUAGUGCCCAAUAUGUAGAUAACCAUUUUAAUAUGUAUUACAUUCAUAAUUUUUAGUAUGAUUUAUAUUGUAAUUAAGAUGGAAUUUUAGUUUGGAUUCGAAGAUCAGAGAAUUUUUAAGAAAAGAAAAGUAACCAAGGUUAAUCAAGUGGUUCGGAUUAAGAGGAAAGUAUAUUUUAGGAAAACUAUUUAAACACACCUUCUUAAAGUAUAGAAAGUGCUUCAUUUUCUGAAGUUUGCUAAGUUUGCCUCUGCAAUGAAAAUGAUGAUUAAAUGAUUUAUUGUUAAUAAUGUCGAAGUCUAAUCGGUCAUGAUUAUUGUAUUUCUGAGGAUGAAAGAAUUAGAGAUUUAUGUUUUAACUGCUAAAAUUAAUGA